Molecule: messenger RNA, 186 nt
Organism: Ilex paraguariensis (yerba mate)
Lineage: Eukaryota; Viridiplantae; Streptophyta; Magnoliopsida; Aquifoliales; Aquifoliaceae
Source: the annotation of a GenBank genome assembly
AUGGCAAAGGUUAGAGAUAGAAUGGAAGAUUUCAAAGAUUCUAUCCACCGGGCGGCUUUGUCUUUGGGAUAUGACGAGUCCAAAAUGGCAGCCAUAUUGGCGUGUUUCAUCAUGCACAAACCUCGGCAAAGGUCAUCUUUUACCAAAGCUGCACUGAAAACGGUGUUAAAGAAUGGCAAAGGUUAG